Danio rerio (zebrafish) is the source of this 6330-nucleotide messenger RNA. The record is from RefSeq and is a predicted model, not a curated record. Lineage: Eukaryota; Metazoa; Chordata; Actinopteri; Cypriniformes; Danionidae.
CUUUUCCAAAGUUUAGCUGAAACAAUUCGCUGCUCUUCUGAACGCGGCAUCAGUAACUGCACACGUCCCAGCUGAAUUAACGGAGCCCAAAUUCGCCCAUGCACCGGAUUCAGGACUCACAGACUUUCUCGUGCUGCUCCAAGUGUCAUAUCGGUCUGAUGACCGUUGCAGAUCUAUGGCAUUAUAAAUGCAGUAGCUUGCCUUUGUGUGAUGGGUCCAAACUAUCGAUGCAUUAGGUUGAGGCAAAAGUUACUAUUCAGACCACCUUGUAAAUGGACUGUAGAUGUUCCAGGAGGGAUCUGUUUUGUCCUCUGUGCAGUUUGACAUGAUGGUUCCGCUGGACUGCGGCAUUAAAGUUUUGGGACCAGCAACUUUUUCUCUGUACUUCGUGAUAACAGCUGGACUUAUUUCUGUGAUCGAGAGCACAACAUCGAUCGGAUAUAAUCAAGACACAGAUGGUUCUCUCAGUGGAGUUCCCAGCUACGAAGUUGUUUAUCCUAUCAGAGUGGAUUCCUCAGGACAUUUUUUGUCUAAUCUUGUGUCUCACCGUGUAAGUCGAAUUCAGAGAAGAGAGACAGAAAAAAGCAAAGAGAGACUGACCCAGGUCUACUACUAUCUUCAGUAUGGUGGUCAGGACCUUCACUUUAACCUCACCCUGAACCCUCAUCUGCUGGCUCCUGGAUUCCUUACUGAGCGGAGAUAUGGUGGCCUGCAGGGCUCAACUCUACAUGGUCAUGGCCACUCUCUCUGUUUCUUCCUGGGAGAUGUCUGGAGCAGCAUGCUGAAGAGUGGUCAGGCAGCGGUCAGCACCUGCAAUGGCCUGACAGGGCUGUUCAAGCUUUCAGAGGAGGAGUUCUUCAUUAGUCCACUGGAACAGGAGCAAGAAGAGUCCACAACACAGGCUCAUGCCAUCUAUAAACGACACGCUGUCCAGUCUGAACGCCAGCUGGUGCAGCCGCUGUUUGGAGAGCACACAGCAAACGCCACCUGUGGGGUCAAAGGAGGAGCCGAGCAGUUUGAGAGGCAGAGGGAGCGCUGGGAGAGUCGACAGCAGCGCAAACGGAUUCGACAGCGCUCGAUAAGCACUGAGAAGUGGGUAGAGACUCUGGUAGUGGCUGAUCCUAAAAUGGUGGAGUACCAUGGAAGCAAAGGAGUUGUGAGCUAUGUGCUCUCUGUCAUGAAUAUUGUGGCUGGGUUGUUUCGAGAUGCCAGCAUCGGAAAUGCCAUCAACAUUGCUGUUGUGCGUCUUGUUCUGUUGGAAAAGGACGAGGAGGAUUUGAAAAUCACCCAUCAUGCAGACAACAGUCUGCACAGCUUCUGUAAGUGGCAGAAAAACAUCAAUAUGAAAGACGAUGACCAUCCAGUCCAUCAUGACGUGGCUGUCCUGAUUACUAGAAAAGACAUUUGUGCUGCCAUUAAUAAGCCAUGUGAGACACUGGGACUGUCUCAUGUGGCAGGAAUGUGUCAACCUCAUCGCAGCUGCAGCAUCAAUGAAGACACAGGCCUGCCGCUGGCAUUCACUAUCGCUCACGAACUCGGCCACAACUUUGGGAUUCAGCAUGAUGGGAACGGGAAUGACUGCGAGCCCAUUGGGAAAAGGCCUUUCGUCAUGUCUCCACAGCUCUUGUAUGGUACUUCACCACCAAACUGGUCUCGGUGCAGCCGUGAAUACAUCACACGCUUCCUUGAUCGAGGUUGGGGCUGGUGUCUGGAUGACCCUCCUGUCAGAAAUGAGCUGGAUCUUCACCCUGCUCCCCCUGGUGUCCUGUACAGCGCUGCUCAUCAGUGCAAGCUGCAGUAUGGAUCCAGUUCACUGCUCUGUGACGAAGUAGAUAACAUCUGCAGCACCCUGUGGUGCACAGUGGGCUCAACCUGCCACUCCAGACUGGAUGGUGCUGUUGAUGGGACAAAGUGUGGAGAGGACAAGUGGUGUUUUGAUGGAGAGUGUGUGACGAAAGGCACCCAGCCUGAAAGUGUGCAUGGAGGCUGGGCUUCAUGGAGCGAUUGGUCAGACUGCUCCAGGACCUGCGGCACAGGAGUUCAGAAUGCCCAAAGGGACUGCAUAAACCCUGUACCUAAGUAUGGAGGAAGAUACUGUCUUGGAGAACGUCAAAGAUAUCGAACUUGUAACCAUGAGUCCUGUCCUGUGGACCAGCCCAGCUUCAGACACAUGCAGUGCAGCCGCUUCAACACGGUCCCUUAUAAGGGGAAGUUUUAUAAAUGGAUACAUGUGAAUAACAGAGUUAAUCCAUGCGAGCUGCACUGCCGACCCAUGAAUGAGCAUUUCUCAGAAAGGAUGCUGGAUACGGUCAUUGAUGGGACACAGUGCUACGAGGGCAGCCAGAGUCGUGACAUAUGUGUUAACGGCAUUUGCAAGUAUUUAGGCUGUGAUUUUGAGAUCGACUCAGACGCAGUUGAGGAUCAAUGCGGAGUUUGCCUUGGAAAUGGAUCCACAUGUGAGACUGUCAGGAAGACCUUUGAGGACAGUGAAGGACUCGGCUAUGUCGACAUAGGUUUAAUUCCGGAAGGAGCACGGGACAUCCGUAUUGAGGAAGUUGCAGAGGCUGGGAACUACUUGGCUUUACGCAGUAAUGACCCUGAAAAAUAUUUCCUGAACGGUGGCUGGACGAUUCAGUGGAAUGGCGAGUAUAAGGCUGCAGGGACAAUUUUCACUUAUGAAAGGACCGGGCAGCUGGAAAACCUAUCUUCCCCCGGACCGACCAUGGAGCCAGUGUGGAUUCAGCUGCUAUUUCAAGAGACGAAUCCAGGCGUGAGGUACGAGUACACCAUAAGCAGAGACACUCUCCUUGACUCCAGCAAUGGUACUGCUGUCUCUUAUUUCCAGUGGAUUUAUGGGGCUUGGACUGAAUGCAGCGCCACAUGUGGAACUGGUAUGCAAAGGCAAAUUGUGCAUUGUGUGGAGAAAACGUCUGGAAUUGUUGAGGAGCAUUACUGUGAUGCAUCCAUGAGACCAGAUGACAAGCAAACUAGCUGCAAUAAGGGCUUGUGUCCUGCCAUAUGGUGGGCUGGAGACUGGCAGAAGUGCUCAUCUAGCUGUGGGGAAAUGGGGCUCAGGAAGAGAACUGUGCUGUGUAUUCGGAGCCUUGGGCUUGAUGAGCAACGAGCGCUUCAGCCUGCUGAAUGUCAGCACUUACCUAAGCCUGAGUCCAUUAUUCCGUGUAACACGCAAGUGUCCUGUCCUGCAGACUGGACCACUGGAAGCUGGUCAGAGUGCUCAGUGAGCUGCGCCACUGGUUUGCGGAUACGUGAUGUGACCUGCAGAUGGAAUACUGGAUCAGACUGUGAUCCGAAAGCCAAGCCCAACUCAACCAUGCCAUGCUAUGCUCAGGACUGCCCCAUAAACACAGACAUUAGCGACUGGUCAGGAAGUGGCGCUUCCAGCAAAGAAGUUUUCAAUGAGAUAGAUGUUAUACCACAUGAUGGUCACUUCAGUCAGACCAAAAACCAGCCCAGGCAAAAUGCUGACCUCAAUGACAUUGUAGAGAAUGAUUUCUCACAUUACAAUCACAUUGAAAAGUCCCCUGAAAAUUCCAUUGUGAAAAAUCUUCAUGUCGAUGAUUUCUAUUACGACUAUAACUUCAUCAAAUUCCAUGAGGAUCUGUCAUAUGACCUCGAUGAAGAUGAUGCGUUUGAUAACUCAGGAAUAAAACAUAAAGAUCUGACAGGGACAUAUGUAUCCAAUACUACUACCUCAUCACCAAGCACCACUGCAGACCAACACAGUACGGCCACUAUGUACUCUGAUAGCAUUACUAAAGGUACUGAAGGUCACAAGCCCCCCAAUAAAGGCAUUGCAGAUGACAAUAAUGAUGCGCUAUUUGCUGAAGACUAUUUACUUCCUGUCAUUACAACAACUGAACCAACCUCUUCAGUUACCAGGUUAUUUAAUAAAUUGAAGGCAUCAGGCACUGAUUCUGACCUAAUGCAGGACAUCAGUGUUACAAGGAACCCUCUAUCAACAGCAGAUGUCUCCCUUCAGAACGAAAAUGAAUUUGUGUCGGACACCUUUUUAACUCCUGAACCAGAUUUAGAUUCAAAGGGGAAUUUAAAUAAUGAAGAUGAUUACGAUGACGAACUAAAAGAUACAACCAAAAUUCCCAUACCUGAAGAUGAGAAUGAAGAGUUUGGCGAAGAUGUUCCUGGAGGUGAAAGUGAGUGGGAAAGCUUUCAACCACCAUCCUUUACUCAACCUUAUGAACCUCCUUUAGAUUAUAUAUUUCAGUUUGAAACCUAUGAAAACAGUGCUGUUCAAAAUCCAACUACUCCAUUACAUUGGAAUAUGGCCUCACCAACAGUUUCAACUACUCGACAAUCAAAUCUUCUCAGCAGUGUUUCCAGCAAUGACUUUACAAAGCAUGAACCAACAACUAACUCUGAGACAAGUGAACCCUGGCCUGCUGUAAGAGAGUUCACUGUGACCUCAAACAGCCUUUCUCAAGAGUUUUCUCCGACUUCCUCUAUCCCAGCCAAACAUUACAGUAGCAUGACCUCAGAAGCUGGAACAACAGCGCUACCUCCUACAGAAAUGGAAAGUGAUUUUGAGCCCCCGAUCUUUACUCCAGUUGAGAUUCCGGACACAAUCAUUUCAGCGGAGACUUACGAUUGGUAUUCAACAGCCAUUGCACUAACUAAGAACAAUGGGCCUAGAACAGAGCCUUGGGGGACUACAGUCCCCUUACCUCGCUGGACAGAGAUUGAUAACAAUGAGGUUAUUAUUGGCCGAAUACCGAGACCUUCUGGGCUGAAUCCUACUCUCUUUACUCCUACUGAGCAGCCAUCUCAGGGCACUAGCAGUGAGCAUUCAGUGCAUUCCUCAAGCCCUCUGAUGCCCACUGGGCUGGUCAUGGCCUCCCUUUCCCCAUCAGCCUCCCCUGCACACUGGAAUAAAGGCAACUGGAGUGCUUGCUCAACAAGUUGUGGGCUUGGAGCCAUCUGGAGGACAGUGUCCUGCAGCAGUGGAGAUGAAUCAGACUGUGAUUUAGCUACAAGGCCAGUGCCAGCACGCCGCUGCUACCUUCGACCUUGCUCUGCAUGGAAUAUUGGAGAAUGGAGUAAAUGUUCAAAGAAUUGUGGUGUAGGAGUAAAAGUGAGAGAGAUUCAGUGUCACGACACAAGAGAUCAGAGGUCGCUGAGGCCAUUUCAUUGUCAAGCUACCUCUCCGAGACCUCCUGUCCGAAUCCCCUGUAACAUUCACAGCUGUUUGGACUGGUACACCUCAUCCUGGGGGCAGUGUUCAGAGAUGUGUGGAGGGGGGGAACAGCAGAGACUGGUCACUUGCCCAGAAACUGGGAGAUGUGAUGAGGACCUGCAGCCCAGCUCCAUCCAGUCUUGCAAUGUCCAUCCAUGCAACCAGUGGAUAACUGGAUCCUGGGGUCAAUGCUCUGUGUCCUGUGGAGGAGGCAUUCAGCGCAGACUGGUCAAAUGUGUCAACACUAAAGCAGAGCUAGAAGAUGAGAAUGAGCAUGUGGAUUGUGAACACGACCCUCGACCAAACAACACAAAGAAGUGUAACGUCCAUGACUGUGACAGCGCCCCCUCUGGUCAGCUGUGUUUACGGGACCUACUGACGUUACGUUUCUGCCAGACACUCCAUUGGCUUGGCCGAUGUCAAGUGCCUUCUGUUCGUGUGAAGUGCUGCAAGACCUGCAGUUUGCCACCACGAGGCAGUGAUCGCACCACAAGCCGCUAAGAUACACACACUGCAGAAUGUAAUAACAGGAAACACAAGAUUAUGACAGAAAUACUCAAAGAAGCAAUGGAUUAAUCCAUUGCUGGACUAGCUUUCAAUCGGGUCUAAUCAAGCUGCUGCAAUUGACAAUUAUCAGAACACACAAUCUGUUUGUUUAUACAAUAAUCAUUGUGUUGGAUUAUGCGAUUUUGACUCAAGAACUAGUGUUUAAACAAACAAUUGUUUCAAUCACACCUGCCAACACUCCCAUUUUUCCCGGGAGUCUGACGUAUUUCAGACCCAUCUCCCGCCACCCUCCUGUUUUGUUAUUUCUCCAGAAAACUCCUGUAAUUUCACCCCCUGGAUUUUUUGAGACAAAUGUUGGCAGGUUCGGUUUCCAUCCAAAGAUGUGAAUUAGAUUAAUGCGCAAAACUGGAAUAUCACAUACAAUAUAUGCAAAUAAAUCCAAUGUAUCAAAGGGAACAAAAUCUUCACUCCCUCCCUGAUAAACUGGUGACAAAUAUUUAUUCAUUCAUUUUCCAUUGGCUUAUUCCCUUUAUUCAUCUGGGGCCGCCACAAUGGAAUGAACCGCCAACUUGUCCAAUGUUUUAACACAGCGAAUGCCCUUCCAGCUGCAAGGA